CCCCUGAUCCUUGGGCCGUUACGCAUUCCCUAAGCAAGCCAAGCGAUUCAGCCUGUCAAGUCAUACUCAGCUAGCUCUCCACUACAUGUGCACUACACAUCUACUCUUUCAACUUUCUUGCUUCUUAAUUUGUCACUUUGACACCUAGUUUAGUUGUGUUGUUACCCCUCGAGUUAGAGUGCCGAGUGCCGGUUUUCACAUCUUGCCCCAGGUUCGGCUUGAAUUUCCAUCGUGACAGUGAAUAUUUUAAUCUUGACAUCUUUUUUCCUCCUACAUUGCCUCCAAGGUUGUCGAUUACCCAACAUAGGUUUUUCGGCAGGAACACAGUGAGCCCCAGCAGUUGUGUUCAAUAUAACCAACCUCGGAUCGAAACUUCUCACCUGCCUGUCGAAGUUGCUACAUUUCGAUCUACCCGCCCCCCCAUACCUUAUAUCAGAAGUGUGGGAAGUGACAGUUAAAUGGCUGUUUCUCAAUAAUGUUCCUGCAUUCCGGGGCAAGCUUACACGGUCAUGAGUAUUCUAACCGACCUAUUCCUCAACCCGGCCAUGUUCAACGACGCAAUCCACUCUUGCGCUCUGCUUUCGCAACACCUAUAAAUCGAACAUCUACCUACCGUACUAGCUCCGAGAUUUCUCCUAAUGAACCUAACCUACCCAAGCUACAGCAAAUUAGACCUCGCUCUGAAAUCAUUCCUAAAGGUCGUGACCCAGUUGUCAAGUUCCAAGAGCCUAGAUGCAAUUCGACAACAGCAGAGCCCGAAGCGAUGAGCGAGGAUGAGGGCUCCAUUGCUUCCGAUAGUGGCGCAAGCGGUGGAUCAUUUUCCGCUCGUCGCACUCGACGAAGAGCACCCCGGAAAAGCACGGGAUUCGUCCUUGCUCACCCACCUCCGAAGUUGCGCACCAAACAACGUUUAAUCCAUAUACGCCCCCAAUUACUACUUCAAGUGCAGCAGUUAUCUGCUACCAAACGUCCGAGGCCUGCGAUCGACGUGUAUCCAUCAUCUGCCAUAGCUAGGUCUUUGAUUGCGCCACUGUUGAAACGCUUCCCACGAAUUGCUCGCAUCAAAAGGGAGCUGGGUAUUCAGGAUGUCAUGUUGGUGAAGAGCGAGGACUAUUCUUCGCAAGCAUCUGGUUCGGAAAGUGAUGGUGACGAAGAUGGCCUCAAGUCGCGCGAACUCCUCGCGAUAUUGAGCCCUUUGGUGACGGAAGAUAAGGCUGAAAUAGUACUGGCUGAUGGCACCGUCUGGGUUGCAACUCCAAAAUUCAACGGCACUACUUUAUCUUCCUACGAGUUCAUAUCGGCCGAUUCAAAUGGGAGCAUCACUACGGCUCGGUGGGUUCGCAAGCAAAUUACUUCCAAGUCGUUACCACCUACGCCAAUUUCGCCCAGUCCUCCACCGCUGGUGUCAUCAGCAGCCGAUUCUAAGUUUACUUUCAGCAUUAUCGAUCCGAAUUGCCGAAGGCAUCCCAUAAUGGCCACCCUGACAAAUUCAUCCCUUGAUAUACUCGACACCUACACCACUGUUUCUCAAUCCGCUAGCCUUUAUCCCCCAACCUCACCUUUAUUAUCCAAUCCUACUUCUCCUACUAGCAAGGAGCACCCACUUGAACGUACCACCCAACAAGUUGAGGAUUGGCAAAAGACAUUCAUCGCCGUGUCGGCCGUUUGGGUCGUCCUUCGUCAUGGAUGGUCUCCAAAUUGCAAACCUGCGGAUUUCAUCCCCUCCAAUAUCCCAGUUUCCGCUUCUCCAUCUGACGCAACCACAGCAGCUCGUAAUAGGUCGCUGAGUGUCAAUUCAGAAACACGUUCGAAAGGUAGCAUUCAUGAGCCUAUUUGCCAUCGGAAAUCGUCAGCUGUAUCUCGAAUGGGCGACCGCAACAUUACGGAUAUACUCCCUAGGAGGGCAACGUCUACUGGGGCGGCUUUUAUGCAAAAGCUCAAUUCUACGCAGCCAGGAGGUAUUGAUCAAACAGCUCAACAAGGACUUAAGAAAAGCAAGCGCACGUUCAGCGGUGACUGGGAGAUUAACAUUGCAAACCGAAACAAAGAGUUUUCCUUGACGGCCGUUUUGGACCCAUCAUCGAAAUCUCCCACCAAUGACCUUUUCUCACAAAGCAACUCCUCAUCAGCUGCCCAAUCCCCUUUAUCCACCGGAAGGCGUGCGCUGUCAACGUACUAUUCGGUCGACCCUCUUCCCAUCAAAAUCGGCGAAGGUGAACUUACUGAAAGCCCGGAUGUCAUCCAGCGCGAAUCCUACUUUCCGGAUACGAGGCAAGAGGCGCAAGUGGAGGACCAGACUCGCAAGGUUAAACACCAGAAAUGGAGGAACAUGGCAAAUUGGUUCCGAAAGCUGCAAGGGCGGUAGGACUGUCAGUCAUGCCUAUGCUAAGUAGCAGGGCAAAUCAUUAAGUCACGCAGCUUGGGCUAUUUUGCGCCUGGUCAGGGUUGGGGCGGCUUGU
This is a messenger RNA of Hypoxylon fragiforme, 2459 nucleotides long. RefSeq lists its product as uncharacterized. NCBI's taxonomy places the organism in Eukaryota, Fungi, Ascomycota, Sordariomycetes, Xylariales, Hypoxylaceae. Bases 476 to 2365 code for a protein of 629 amino acids. The transcript has a single exon. The record is from RefSeq and is a predicted model, not a curated record.